Lineus longissimus is the source of this 5698-nucleotide messenger RNA. RefSeq lists its product as uncharacterized. The coding region runs from base 507 to 5507 and encodes 1666 amino acids. The transcript is spliced from 4 exons. Gene Ontology annotation, biological process: regulation of gene expression. The record is from RefSeq and is a predicted model, not a curated record. Gene Ontology annotation, cellular component: nucleus. Lineage: Eukaryota; Metazoa; Nemertea; Pilidiophora; Heteronemertea; Lineidae.
GGCUGUCAUGAACUCAGAUAGACCGCUUCUUCACUUUCCAAAACCCUUACGGUUAUCCAAAAGUGCCAUCUGUGAACCAAUUAGUCAACUACGAUAUCAUGAAAUCCUAUUAUUGUUUCCAAUUUUGAUAAAAUGUGCCAAUUUCGCAGCGAUCAAACUAAAAGAUCAGCGUAGGAGAUAAUAAAGACGCUACUCCGUGUAUCACUCAUCCUUUUGGUGUCGUGGCAGAGGUCACUGAUGAUAAAUUACUACCAAGACAGGAGCGGAAACGUCUCCGAAUUGUUGAACGCACCAAAAAAAUGUAUCAAGCGAAACUCAAGAAAUUAGCAGAUAAACUGCACAAUCUCUGUGACCUUGAUGAUCGACCCCAGUUGGUUGGACGGAUGAUCGAGUAGCGAAAUGUUUUGAGUGGGUAAAGAAAGUGAUUGAGGGAGCGCGAGAUCUAUGUUAUGGUUCAAGGAAGAGGACUUGUAUUGGCCUAAUCUUUGUGCCCUUUGAGCACUAGGAUGGCGGCAAAAUCAUCCAUCACUUGUGUACAAUGCGACAAAUUAUUUUCGACGAAGCAAAGUCUUGUCAGACAUAUUCGCAGUCAUACAGGAGGAAAACCAUUCCAAUGCCAAUAUUGUGGGAAAUCAUUUUCACGUAAGAACAGUCAAUUGACUCAUGAACAUAUUCACACUGGAGAAAAACCAUUCCAGUGCAAGUAUUGUGAGAAAUCAUUUCCACAGAAGGGACAUCUAUUGCGUCAUGAGCGUAUUCACACUGGAGAAAAACCAUUCCAGUGCAAGUAUUGUGAGAAAUCAUUUUCACAGAAUGAUUAUCUAUUAACUCAUGAGCGUAUUCACACAGGAGAAAAACCAUUCAAAUGCAAAUAUUGUGAGAAAUCAUUUUCAGAUAAGAGGAAUAUUUUGAAUCAUGAACGUGUUCACACAGGAGAAAAACCAUUCAGAUGUGUGCAAUGUGAGAAAUCAUUUGUAACUAAGCAAGUGCUUGUAAAACAUAUUCGUAAGCACACAGGAGAAAAACCAUUCCAGUGCAAAUAUUGUGAGAAAUCGUUUUCACGGAGUGAAAGUCUAUUGAAUCAUGAGCGUAUUCACACUGGAGAAAAACCGUUCAGAUGUGUACAAUGUGAGAAGUCAUUUUUCUCAAAGCAGGCUCUUCUCAGUCAUACUCAUCGUCAUGUUCAUGCAGGAGACGAACCAUUCCAACUCAGCUUCAACUGUAAAUAUUGUCAUAAAACCUUUAAGAGUGAGUCUGGCUUACGAAAACAUAAACGCAGCCACAAUGAUACUUCUCGUAAUACUCGCAAGGUGUCUGAUGCAAGUCCCGGCAAGGAUAAACGGUUAAAGUCAAAAAGUGGCAAAGCUAUGAAAAGUUCUCGUUCAAGGUCUCGUUGUGAGCAAACUGAUGUGGGAGAAGAUGCAGUAGUAUUAACUGGUCCUUCAAAUAACAAUAAUUCUCCAAAUGGACAAAACCCAGUCCCUGCAAGUUCUGCGACGAAUGAAUGUUUGAUCAGCAGAGAGCCUGAGAGUGAGGUAUCAAAGUUGCCUGCUGCAGUCGGGUGUUUGGACAUGGAUAUCAAGGAUGCUGCUGCAAAAAUUACUGUUAUCAAUGGGAAUGAAACUGUUGGUCUGGGUACUGCCAAAAGAGAAGAUUAUGAAGUUUUGCGGCUGGGUGUGAAACGAGAUUCGAUUGAUCAUAAUUCUAAUCAGCUUGGAAAUGUUAAAAGUCAACUCAUUGACAUCUUUGCUGCCGACCAGUCUGAUGGAAGUGUUGAACCAGCCCUCACAUCUGCUACAGGGCAGUCCAGGGCUGAACUAGACAUACGUUCUGUUCAUGUUACAGAGGAGAGAAAUGUCAACAGUGGGGCCUUCAACCUGCCAUGUAACACAUCUCCUAUAGAACAGUCCAAUGUCAAAAGUGAGCCAUGUAACACAUCUCCUAUAGAACAGUCCAAUGUCAAAAGUGAGCCAUGUAACACAUCUCCUAUAGAACAGUCCAAUGUCAAAAGUGAACAGUGUGACACAUCUCCUAUAGAACAGUCCAAUGUCAAAAGUGAGCCAUGUAACACAUCUCCUAUAGAACAGACCAAUGUCAAAAGUAAGCAGUGUGACAUGUCUCUUCUAGUGCAGGGUUAUAUCAUAGAGGUAGUGAGACCGUGUGAUAUGUUAGGUAACAUGUCUCCUUCUAAGCAGGGAAAGGUCAAAGGUGAGCCGUUCGACGCAUUUCCUGAAGAGGGGGCCAAUGUCAAAAGUGAGCCAUGUGACACAUCUCCUACAGAUCAGGUCAAUGUAAAAAGUAAGCAGUGUGACACGUCUCUUCAAGAGCAGGGUUAUAUCAUAGAGGUAGUGAGACCGUGUGAAAUGUCAGGUAACAUGUCUCCUGUUAAGCAGGCAGAUGUCAAAGGUGAGCCGUUUUACGCAUUUCCUAAAGAGGGGGCCAAUGUCAAAAGUGAGCCAUGUGACACAUCUCCUACAGACCAGGUCAAUGUAAAAAGUGAGCAAUAUGACUUGUCUCUUCAAGAGCAGGGAUAUAUCAUACAGGUAGUUGGACCAUGUGACAUAUAUCCUACAGAUCAGGCCAAUGUCAAAGGUGAACCAGGUGACAUGUGUCCUUUCGAACAGGCCAAGGUGAUAAGUGAGCCAGAUAACUUGUCUCCUAUUGAGCAGGUUGAUAUCAAAAGCGAACCAUGUGACAUUUCUCCUGUAGAGUUCGCCAAUAUUAAAAGUGGAACAAGUGCCACAUCUCAAAUAGAUCAGGGGGAUGACAUGUCUCAAGCAGAGCAUGUUAGGGUAGAGCAGGAAAACUCCAGUGGUGCACAGGUCGAUAUGUCCAAGAUUGAUGAAUACAUUGCAGUGUUUGAUCGCUGGGCAGAAAUGUUCCUUCUCCAUAAACAAUUUGUACCGAUAUACUGUACAAUCUCUGUGACCUUGAUGGACGACCCCAGUUGGUUGGACAGAUGGUCGAGUAGCGCAAUAUUUUUUUAUUGGGCAAAGAAGGUGAUUGACGGAGUGCGAGAUCUAUGUUAUGGUUCAAAGAAGAGGACUUUGUAUUGGCCUAAUUAUUGUGCACCUUUGAGCACUAGGAUGGCGCCAAAAUCAUCCAUCACUUGUGUACAAUGUGAGAAAUCAUUUUCGACGAAGCAAGGUCUUGUCAGACAUAUUCGCAUUCAUACAGGAGAAAAACCAUUCCAAUGCCAAUAUUGUGAGAAAUCAUUUUCACGUAAGAGGAAUCAGUUGACUCAUGAAAGUAUUCACACUGGAGAAAAACCAUUCCAAUGCAAAUAUUGUGAGAAAUCAUUUUCAUGUAAGAAGAAUCAGUUGACUCAUGAACGUAUUCACACUGGAGAAAAACCAUUCCAGUGCAAGUAUUGUGAGAAAUCAUUUUCACGGAAGGGACAUCGAUUGACUCAUGAGCGUAUCCACACAGGAGAAAAACCAUUCCAGUGCAAAUUUUGUGAUAAAUCAUUUCCACAGAAGGGAAAUCUAUUGAUUCAUGGACGUAUUCACACUGGAAAAAAACCAUUCCAGUGCAAAUAUUGUGAGAAAUCAUUUUCACAGAAGGGACAUCGAUUGACUCAUGAGCGUAUCCACACAGGAGAAAAACCAUUCCAAUGCAAAUAUUGUUAUAAAUCAUUUCCACAGAAGGGAUAUCUAUUCAUUCAUGAGCGUAUUCACACUGGAGAAAAACCAUUCCAGUGCAAGUAUUGUGAGAAAUCGUUUUCACAUAAAGGAUAUCUAGUGACUCAUGAGCGUAUUCACACUGGAGAAAAACCAUUCCAGUGCAAAUAUUGUGAGAAAUCAUUUCCACAGAAUGGUCAUCUAUUGACUCAUGAGCGUAUUCACACUGGAGAAAAACCGUUCAGAUGUGUACAAUGUGAGAAAUCAUUUUUCUCAAAGCAAGCUCUUGUCAGUCAUAGUCAUGUUCAUGCAGGAGACGAACCAUUCCAACUCAGCUUCAACUGUAAAUAUUGUCAUAAAACCCUUAAGAGUGAGUCUGGCUUACAAAAACAUAAGCGCAGCCACAAUGAUACUUCUCGUAAUACUCGCAAGGUGUCUGAUGCAAGUCCCCGCAAGGAUCAACGGUUAAAGUCAAAAAGUGGCAAAGCUAUGAAAAGUUCUCGUUCAAGGUCUCGUUGUGAGCAAACUGAUGUCGGAGAAGAUGCAGUAAUAUUAACUGGUCCUUCAAAUAGCAAUAAUUCUCCAAAUGGACAAAACCCAGUCCCUGCAUGUUCUGCGACGAAUGAAUGUUUGAUCAGCAGAGAGCCUGAGAGUGAAGUAUCAAAGUUGCCUGCUGCAGUCGGGUGUUCAGACAUGGAUAUAAAGGAUGCUGCUGCAAAAAUGACUGUUAUCGAUGGGAAUGAAACUGUUGGUCUGGGUACUGCCAAAAGUGUAGAUUAUCAAGUUUUGCGGCUGGGUGUGAAACGAGAUUUGAUUGAUCAUCGUUCUAAUCAGCUUGGAAAUGUUAAAAAUGAACCCAUUCACAUGUUUGCUGCCGACCAGUCUGAUGAAAGUGUUGAACCAGCCCUCACAUCUGCUACAGGGCAGUCCAGGGUUGAACUAGACAUGCGUUCUGUUCAUGUUACAGAGGAGAGAAAUGUCAACAGUGCGGCCUUCAACCUGCCACAUAACACAUCUCCUAAAGAACAGAACAAUGUCAAAAGUGAGCCAUGUAACACAACUCCUAUAGAACAGGCCAAUGUUAAAACUGAACAGUGUGACAUGUCUCUUCAAGAGCAGGGUUAUAUCAUAGAGGUAGUGAGACCGUGUGAUAUGUUAUGGAACAUGUCUCCUUCUAAGCAGGCGAGUGUCAAAGUUGAGCCGUUUGACGCAUUUCCUGAAGAGGGGGCCAAUGUCAAAAGUGAGCCAUGUGACACAUCUCCUACAGAUCAGGUCAAUGUAAAAAGUAAGCAGUGUGACACGUCUCUUCAAGAGCAGGGUUAUAUCAUAGAGGUAGUGAGACCGUGUGAAAUGUCAGGUAACAUGUCUCCUGUUAAGCAGGCAGAUGUCAAAGGUGAGCCGUUUUACGCAUUUCCUAAAGAGGGGGCCAAUGUCAAAAGUGAGCCAUGUGACACAUCUCCUACAGACCAGGUCAAUGUAAAAAGUGAGCAAUAUGACUUGUCUCUUCAAGAGCAGGGAUAUAUCAUACAGGUAGUUGGACCAUGUGACAUAUAUCCUACAGAUAAGGCCAAUGUCAAAGGUGAACCAGGUGACAUGUGUCCUUUCGAACAGGCCAAGGUGAUAGGUGAGCCAGAUAACUUGUCUCCUAUUGAGCAGGUUGAUGUCAAAAGCGAACCAUGUGACAUUUCUCCUGUAGAGUUCGCCAAUAUUAAAAGUGGAACAAGUGCCACAUCUCCAAUAGAUCAGGGGGAUGACAUGUCUCAAGCAGAGCAUGUUAGGGUAGAGCAGGAAAACUCCAGUGGUGCACAGGUCGAUAUGUCCAAGAUUGAUGAAUACAUUGCAGUGUUUGAUCGCUGGGCAGAAAUGUUGUGUGAAAAUACAGAUUAGGUGAAGAGAAUUUAACUGUUGUAUUCUCCUGUUAAAUAUCGAUGAUUCAAGAAGGCGACCAGACUUAGUCUCAUGUGUAUGGAGAGUUUGGUUUCCUCUUUUUUAUUGGGUUUUUAGCAUGUCCGUGUAUGUAUGGAAACAGACCAUGAGAUUAAUACAUUGUGUAAAAGCUUGAGUGAAUACAAUAAAAU